GGAGAAGUGAGAAGUAGUUUAUGAAAGAAAUGUGUACGCGAAAUAAAUAUUAGUUUGGUUGUAUGAUUUUUAAAAGUAUUGAAUUAUAAGUCAUCUAAUUAUCCGGAAAAGGAUGAUAACUUUAUAAAAGACAAACACAUGAUUAAGUGAAAUUUUUAAUCAUUGAAAAACCGAUUCUAUAAAUUUAGUGUCAGAUUUCAGAUGUUAAAAGGCAGAGAGCAUACUAGCAAGGUUAAAUGAAACAUCAUAUUGUGUGCAACAUUUGCUGCCUUGGAUAGCAAAGCAUGUGCUCUGCUUUGUUCUUUUUACAUGUGUAGAUUGAUUGAAGUAUUCAACAGUUUGUUUUCUGGAAAAUAAACGGAUUAUAAAUGGCAAUUGGAUGUUGAAACAUAUGGUAAAGACGGGCACACUUCCAGUAAAAAAUCGACGGGAGGAGGGCUCGUCCAUCUACCAUCUCCUAUCUUGGCUUUUGCUGUUGGCAGAUACGCGUGUUCAUUAUAAGCGUUCACUAUGCAGCAAGAAGGCACACCUAAAUAUUUGAAGUUUCAUCAGGGUAGUGUUCGAGGUGUGGCAUUUAGUCCCAGAGAUAGAUAUUUAUUUUGUUCUGGUGCAUAUGAUGGAAAAGUCAAUUUGUAUUCUGCCCAGAGAAUGGAACUACUGAUGUGUUACCAAAUCUCAACACUUGGUCUGGCACGAAAUGUUAAUGCUGUCCGCUUUACAAGUGAUGGCUCAAGGAUACUUGCAUCCACUACUGCACGAAGACUUGCUGUUAUUGAUGUUGAAAGAGGGGAGCAAGUUAUGUCAUAUGAUAAUUGUGCCUUUAAUGGUAGAGAUCGUGCGGGGUUAGCUGCGGAUCCUGUGUGUCCAAAUAUGGCUGUCUGUAGUUGUGUGAAUGGGAAGGGGUUGACUUUAUUUGACUUGAGGAUGCCCCUUCCUUUGGAUUUUGUGUAUGAUUUGCAUCCUAAUAUCAUAAGAGAUAUCACAUUCGUCCACAGUAGUUGGCCAUUUGUCCGGAGUCAACAAAGUGCGAUUCUCUCUUUAUCAUGUGAUGGUGUUUGUAAAGUAACUACUUUGGAUGGACGCUAUUUGCAUUGUUUUGAAGUCGGCCAUGGUGCAAAUUCAAUAGCUCCUACUCCUGAAACAUAUGGCACUGGUGCUGAAGAUGGAUUUUUUAGUAUAAUGAUGGUUGGUGGUGAUAUUAUAUCUGGAUAUAUUCCUGAUGUUGGAAUCCAAGAACGCCUAAGAGAACAUGGAAAUGUCCCCAUAUGGAAGUUAAGGUACACAUCAAAUGGAGGACUUUUAUAUACUGCUUGUGAUGGUGGAAUUGUAAGAAAGUACCGUAGAUAUCCUAAUCAUCAUACUUAUCUUGGAGAAGUUUAUUCACAUAAAGGUGAUAUACAAGACAUGGAUUUGUCUCCUUAUGAUGAAUUCUUAAUAACAGCUUCAAAGGACAGAUCAGUCGGCAUCUUGCGAUUAGGAGCUCCAAACCAUGGAUGGACAGAAUACAGUGAAUUAACCUGAUGCAACAUAAUUUGCAGAGCAUCAAGUCAGCAAGAUUUUUAAUACUCCCAAAUAGCUUCAUCAAGCUAUGAAAAUAGCAAUUCUAAGCUGUGAAACAUUCAGCUAUCCAGUAAAAAUAAUUGAGAUGCAUCGUGUAAAGUUUUUCAAGCUUCAAAAGCAUUUAUAACAAUGUCUCAUAAUCACUUUUAUAGAUUUAAUUAUGAAGUAUUAAAGUAAAUGCUUAUUGAUGGUUAUUCUUUCCAAAAUGUUUGCUUACGUUAAAGAUUUUUUCUACAGAUAUUUUGAAACAACUUUAUCACGACAGUAGUUUUUAUUGGCAUUUGUUAUUUAAAAUUAUCUGAUCCUAAAAUAGUGCAAAACCAACUAUUCCAAACAAGUUACGAUAACUAUUUAUUAUAAAACUUCCUAUUAUUUUAGAAGAAAAAUAGUUUUGUCUUGGUAGACCCCAAUAUAGAACAGCAGCAUGUUGUUCAACUCUGCCUGAUUUAAUGUUUUAAUCAGCUUUCUUCUAGUAAACAGCCCUUACAAUCUGAUUUGUUUCCCCUAUGUUAAAAUGUAUGUUAUGGAUUAUAACAGUAAGAAAAAUGUAUUAUUUUCAAGGUAAAAUAUCUUUUCUUGAAAUUAUUUUUUAAGUUCCUCUGAAAACUCUGAAAAAAGUGCAAAACAAAACAAAAAGAUGCUUCAUGCCAAAAAUUUAACCAUUGCUUUAGCUGCGUACUAGUUCUUCGUUCUGCUGAUUUCUUUCAAAGAGCAUUAUUAUUCAGACUAAAAGAUUUUUUUAGUUUUGUUUUCAUAAUCUGAAAAGUCGCCAUACUGAAAUUUUAAGUAUGUAUGAGUAUGUGAAUACGUAUUUCUUCACAAAUAGUAUUUUGAGACACUUUUAAUCACAGAGAAAAAAAAGCUGUUUUUGCAUAGGAAUCUUUGUUUAGUACUGAAUUUUCAGUAUCAGACCCAUCAUUAGGUAUCAAAAAAUUGAAUAUUGUUUUCUUUUUUGUUGAAAAAUGCCAAACUUUGACUACUCAAAAGUGUUGUGAUUAUUGUUAUGAGACUUUCACAUAGUGCUUAUUUUGUUCCCUUUUACCACAUUUGGGCUUAAAGAAGACUUGUACUGGAUUGACAACUCCUGAUAGAUUAGUGGUCAUUCAUUUCCAGCAAUUGUUCUCAUGAAAUAUUUUUUUCACUGUUAUGCUCACUGCUUAAAUCUCAUGCUUAAAAAACUAGAAAUUUGAGAAAGAUGUCUGUAUGACAAUGUUGCAUUUUUUUUAAUCAGUUGUAAUGAAAGUUGUUAAUUUAUAUAUAUAUAUAUAUAUAUAUAUAUAUAUAUAUAUAUAUAUAUAUUUCUCUAAAUUUGAUAUAGAAAAAGGCUUUAGAGCUAUGUAUACUUUGAAUUUUAAAAUAAGAGGGAAAUAUUGCUACUAUGGGAAGGAUCUAAACACUUGGAAUAUUUUAGUUCAAACAUAUAUAAUUCACGUGGGGGAAUGGAUUAAAAAACUUAAUUUAAGAGGCAUAAAUUAAGAUCACGUUACAUUGUUUAAUUGCAAUGUCAUAGUAUCUGAAUAUGUGGGUUUCUUUUACUUGGUUCUAAUUAAUAUACUAUGAAAUGUCAUCAUAAUAUUUUAUUUGACAUUACCAAAAUUUGAAGAAACCAGAAGGAAACAAUUGUCUGAAACCUUGGCUCCUCUCUACAAGAUAUUUACUUGUGAAACUUCUUGCUGUGCCAGUUGUGGAGAAACAAAGCAUUUGGAUGUCCGGACGUAGAAAUGUUUGUUAUUUUUUCCUGAUAAUUCAAUUUCUUCCUAAACUUUGAAACACUUCUCACCUACACAUUAAAUUAUUUUCCAAGUUCAGCAAGAGUCUACUACACAUGCAUCCAUAGACUAUACCUUUCAGUUUUUUUUAUAUUCAAGUUAUAAAUGCAAAAUGGAGAAUUCAUCAUGAGCAAUAUUUUAAGAAGAAUCAAUUCACAAGUAAGAAACUAUACGUAAAAACAUUGGAUACAAAUUUUAUAGAUAAAAAAAAACAUUUGAAAUGUCACAAAAACUUUAAAAACUUUGUUAAUUUUUCCUGGAGUCCAUUUAGAUUGGAUUCAGAGAAGAAAAAUUUUCAAAAAACAUAAGCUUGACCCAGUUUGAUUAGUACUGUACAUAUUCUAAAACCAUUAUAUUCAUUUUUAUUUGACACUUAAAAUUGGUUCACUACUAUUAUCUUUUGGAUUUAAAAAAAAAAGAUUAAUUUCCUUCAUCAAGCAAAUAUAAACAUGUUGCAUGCAGUUGUACUGUACAGAGAUGUAAACCACAACAAUACCCAGCAUGUAUUCACUAUAGAGGGUGCAUAGAUUUUUAGAAAAGUCUACACUGCAUUUUGUAAUGUGUAUACUGGGUGUUAAAGAGUAAAUUAUUGUGUUUCAGAUCAAACUGGCAUAACACACCUGAAAGUGAAUAUCUGGAAGUGCCUGAAACUUUCAUCAGUAUAUUCACAUGGAUUUAUUCUCCUAAUGCAAACAUAUCAAUUAGUCACUUUGCCACACACAUUGUUUUAAUUUAUAGUUAAAUACCAUUUAUUUGAUUUCAAAAUAAAUUACAUUAUCAUUAGUUCAGGGGGGAUUUUAUAGCUUUGUUAAAUGAAAAGAACAUUACACAUAAUCAUCAUUUCAAUUCCUUGUUUAAUUACCACUUUUUAGUAUCACUGCCACUGUUAAUAUUAUCAAUUUCAAAAGCAAUAUUUUUUGGAAGAAAAUUAUUUUCUACAAACUUUCUGCAAGCUUUCAGUGUCAUGUGAUAGGAAAAAUGAGACGAAAAGAAGACAGAAAACCUUGUGCACCUAUUUCAUAUUGAAUCUCAUGUAGAGUACCCUAGAAUUUUUUCAGCUAACAAAUUCCAGAAAAAAAAAAUUCAUUUGAAAUGAGAAAUAUGUCUGAUGAGUUUGAUACUACUUAAAGCAAUAACAAAUUGUUCACAAGAACUAAACAAAGCUGGUACUACAACAUAUAGAUGCUUUAAAGGCAGUAUGCACAAAGGAUCACAAGCAAGAGAGUGAGCAAAGAAAAAAAAAAGAAAACCUUCUGUUCAUAAAAGUUGUUGCAAUGAAGUAAUAGCUGCACCCAGUGGUUAUGAAAUGAGACAGAAAAACUACCUAUCAGAAUGAUUUCAAUAAUUUUUAAGCAUUAUGAACACGUUUUGGUUUAAAUAAAAAAAAUAAUUUGGCUAUGAUUAGUAAGUAUAUAUUACAAUAGCCAUUAUUAAAGUUUUGAUUUUAUUCUUUUAAUAAAACAAUAGAUUCAUU
Messenger RNA from Uloborus diversus, 4803 nucleotides. RefSeq lists its product as uncharacterized. NCBI's taxonomy places the organism in Eukaryota, Metazoa, Arthropoda, Arachnida, Araneae, Uloboridae. The record is from RefSeq and is a predicted model, not a curated record. Gene Ontology annotation, molecular function: protein binding. The coding region runs from base 511 to 1521 and encodes 336 amino acids. The transcript has 15 exons.